This is a messenger RNA of Aspergillus welwitschiae, 1833 nucleotides long. Its product is annotated as MDR family MFS transporter. Gene Ontology annotation, molecular function: transmembrane transporter activity. The record is from RefSeq and is a predicted model, not a curated record. Gene Ontology annotation, biological process: transmembrane transport. The transcript is spliced from 2 exons. NCBI's taxonomy places the organism in Eukaryota, Fungi, Ascomycota, Eurotiomycetes, Eurotiales, Aspergillaceae. Bases 22 to 1833 code for a protein of 603 amino acids.
CGAUCAUCUUUACUGUAUGCCAUGGCAUCCGCAACAGAGACUCAAGAGAUCGAAAUCGCGCCUGUAUCCACCACCCAGAACAACACCAUUGGCCCCGAUAUCUCAACCAACUCCAGCACCCGCAAGCCACCACCGUCCACAGUUAACAAUGAACAAUGUGAUGAUUCUGUCCCCACCCCCAAUCAAACAGCCAACACCAUUAACAACAAAACAACCAUAACAUGCACAAUGCUCUCCCUGUGCCUCUCCGUGCUUCUAUCCGCCCUCGACCUUACAAUCAUCACCACUGCUAUCCCUUCCAUAGUAGGUACCUUCAACUCCGCCACCGGCUACACCUGGAUUGGCGGCGCCUACACCCUCGCCUACGCCGCUGUAACACCCAUCUGGGGAACCGUCGCCGACAUAUGGGGCCGGAAGCCCGUCAUUUUAAUUGCCAUGGCUGUCUUCCUUGGGGGUAGUCUGCUAUGCGCGCUAGCACCGUCUAUGGACGUCCUGCUCGCUGGUCGGGUGUUUCAGGGUCUAGGUGGCUCCGGAAUGGGGAUUAUGGUUAAUGUCAUCAUAAGUGAUUUGUUUUCACUACGAGACAGGGGGCUCUACCUUGCCAUCACUUCGUUAGUAUGGGCUGUCGGAAGUGCUGUCGGUCCUGUGCUGGGAGGCGUCUUUGCGACAAAGCUCAGUUGGCGAUGGUGUUUCUGGAUCAACUUACCCAUCGGCGCCAUCUCCUUCACCGUCCUCCUUCUCUACCUCCACGUCCCCAACCCCCGAACCCCCCUAACAACAGGCCUCAAAGCCAUCGACUGGACCGGCAUCCUCCUAAUCGUCGGCUCCGCACUCAUGAUCCUCCUCGCCCUCGACCUAGGCGAUGUAAUCUAUCCCUGGUCCUCAGCGACCAUAAUCUGCCUGAUAAUAUUCGGCAUCCUAUGCAUGGGUCUCUUCGGAGUGAACGAAUACAAACUCGCGCGCAACCCCGUCAUCCCAUUCUGGCUCUUCUCUUCUCCUACAAAAGCAGCCCCUUAUAUCGUCUUCGCGUGUAACAACUACGUCUUUAUUGGGCUGGCAUAUUACUUGCCAUUAUAUGCACAGUCAGUGCUCGGCGCAAGCGCAUUAACCUCAGGCCUCUACCUCCUCCCACUAAUAGUCUCCUGCGCACUAGCUGCAGCAGCAGCGGGGGUAUACAUGCAACAGACGGGACGGUACAUACCGGUCAUGUACAUCGCGCAGAUACUCCUCAUGCUAGGCACUGGUCUCUUAAUCGACCUCCGCUUCGAGACCUCACUUACCCGUCUUAUCAUCUUCCAAACACUCGCUGGAAUCGGAGUAGGCAUGAACAUUGAGGCACCCAUCCUAGCCGCCCAGGCAGCUACCACCGUCCGGGACACCGCCGCAGUCACGGCGACGAUGGGAUUUGUCCGCUCGCUUGCCACUGCGAUAGCGGUAGUUGUUGGGGGCGUGGUAUUCCAGAAUGAGAUGACGUCUGCUAAUGGUGCACUGACUGAUAGACUUGGUGGGGAUACUGCAUUAGCGAAAGAGUUCAAUGGGGACCUUGCGGCGUCAAAUGUGGAGCGGAUUGGUGCUCUCAAGGAGAGUGAACAGAUCAUUGUGAGGGAGACGUACUUUCAGGCUCUGCGAAUGGUCUGGGUUAUGUAUGUUGCUUUUGCGGGGUUGGCGUCGGUGAUUACGCUGUUUGUGAGGGCUCAUGACUUGAGGAGGGAGAAUGAGGGUGCCGUGUUGGGGGUGGAGAGGGGGCGGGGGGGUAGUCGGUUAGAGGAUCCAGGGAGCGAAGUAAAUGUGGAGGUGGAGAUGGAAGGUAUGCGUGGUAGGAGUCGGACUUGA